AAUCUCUGUCGACCCAUCGGCUUAAACGUAUACGAAGUUUGUCGUUUUGGAGAAACUCUUUCUUUUUUCUGGCUGAAAGAGAGGUUUUUUUGCCAGUCGUAGCUCGAUAAUGUUCAAAAACGUUAACCUAGUUAGAGCGAAAAAACCUAAAAAGAAAACAAAUGCGAGACAAAAACUUCAGCGUGAAGACCCAGGAGCUAAGGAACUUUCCUUGAGGAGAUGAGUCUGGGCUAUUCCGCCUAUUUCUGUAAGGCCUAUAGUGCAAAGUGCUAACAUACAGAGUUUUUCUAUAGUUUGAUGAUUUCACUGUGAGAUGGCAGGCCAGGAGCUGAUAGCGGAAUGCGGCGUCGAUGUAAUGGUCACUUUCGCCGAGUCGUUGUACAUUUACACAGAGCUGUUAUCUGUGGCUACAGUCUGUGGAGGGCUGUCGGGAAUAUUAGCUGCUGCUCUUUUAUAUGUCUUCUGUCUUAAGCCGCUGCUGUUGACGAGACAAGGUUACAAUGCAAGGAGGCUGCUUGAACCUGAUGAGGGGGAGUUAGACAAUAACCAGAGUGACUGUGUCAGCAACAGCAGAAAGGAGGCUGCAAGUGGAACCACUAAUGAAAAAGAGAAGAAGCAGCCACCCGUGAACAGUGAUGUGGCUGCAUUUGCAUCCAGAGCAAAGGUGGUUUAUCCCAUCAACCAAAAAUACAGACCUUUAGCAGACGGAGCAUCCAACCCGUCACUACAUGAGCACUCCAAGUUGCCAGCCAUGCCUAAUGAGGAGUCAUCUUACUCCAUGGACGGAGAGUCCCUGAGCCAGGAGCAGGACAACGAUGACAGCAGUCAGUUUAUCUCUUCUUCGCUGGUCCCCAAGAGCCUGCAGAACCAGAGCUUCACCAGGGUCUCUCACUACCCUCACACACUGACACAAACAGGUUUUGAAGGUAGGAUCAGCCUUUACUGUUUAGCCCUGCAGGAUAUACAACAGCACUGCUCUCAGCUUCAGGAAGAAAAAUAUCUGAUUUUUCUUCAAAUGGUGAAAAUGAUAUUCAGCUGCCGGUUUCCAAAAGAUAAAAAUGAUGCUGACUUCUCCAAGAAUAUUCUUCAAAUGCAGGAAAAGGAACUAAAUGAGCUUAGGAAACAGCUGCCAUCAGGCCAGACUGCCAGUGAGAAGAACGAUGACGCUCCGUGUACUCUGGAAGAGAUUGAGAGAGCUCAGAAAGAUAUCCUUGAACGUGGCCUUCAAAUGUCCAAAGGCUUCAGCAAACAGGUGGAGGACUUGUGUCAGCAUCUGCUAAAGAAGACCAACACUUUAUCUCCAGAUGAAGCCCAGGAUGUUAUUCUGUCUCUCAUCCAAACUCUUUUGUUAGUAGAGAACCACCUGGUGAACACACUAGAAGAAGACCUGAAAAGAAUACAGCAGAAGCUGCUGUGGUGGGAGGAGCUGACAGGGCUUCUUCAGUCCCAGCCGGCCUUGCUAAAGCGGGAAGUGUCUCUAAGGCAGGGCUUGAUAGCCACAACACUGGAGCAGCUGACGAGCGAUGACAUCUUGACCUUUAGCCACAUGGAAAAGAUAGUUUCAGACAUUCAGGCCACUCUGACUGAAGGCCUUCAGCAGUGCACUGAGGAGUGCACACAGAAGACGAAGGAGCUGGUGAAUGACAAGUGCAGCAAAAUAGAGUCUAAGCGGAAGAAGCUUCAGAGGAGCCAGACCAAGGAAAAGACUCGAGCCCUGGAACUGAGACAGACUCACGGUGACCUACAGCAGCUUGCCAAGAUGUACCAGGAGCUGCUCAUGAAACACAGGCAGCAGAUUUCUGAUUUGGAGCUGCAGCAGGAGAACAGGGUGGCUGAAGCCCUUUGUGACCUUUGGAAGAAACUUCGUACCUCCUGGUCAAAGAAGCUUGGGGAGCUAGCCAAGGACAUCUUUCUGGCCUCAGUCCCUGCCCAGUCAAAACUCUCUGCUGAGCGCUGUGAGAAGCUGUGGUUGGAUCUGGAGCACGAGCUAACUGCACAGCUGCAGCAGGCAGAGUGCACUAUCAAGCUGCAACUGGAGGACAUGAGGGCUCAGCUGGAUAAAGAUGGACAGGUGUGGAGUGAGGAGAUGGCUCUGGUGCAGGCCUGUCUCAAACAUCUGAGUGAACAACAGAUGAAGAUCCUCCAAGCCAUGGUGACCAGACAGAGCUACACACUCAGCAGUCAAGUGGGUAUGCUGAUAGAGAAGAAACAUGAGCACCUGCUGGUGGCGGUGCAGAGGUGCUUUGUGGUCAGACACUUCUGUCUGCACAUGCUGAAGGAGAUGAGGCUGUCCAAGCUGAAGGUGCUCUCUCAGACUGAUUUUAGAGCUGUGCUAAUGGAAGAUGCCAGUAAAAGCCAGUCCUGUGCCAGUUCAGUUCUCAAGAAUAGCAGUGCCAGCCUAGCAGAGAGGCAUCUUGGUCCAGAGAGUCAGCUGGUGGCCCACAGCUUCCAGCAGGAGUUUCUUUCUGAACUGGAAACAGGAAUGGAGCUGCUUCAGAGCCAUGCACAACUGGUGCUUGGCAAUGCCCUCAGUCACGCUAUCCAACAGAUGAUGGAGACCCCGCACACGGAGUCACAGCCCUCCCUAAAACCUGAUGACAGCUUGAAGCACCACCUGAUAGAGGCUGCACCAGAGAGUGUAUACAUGACCAAAGACUCUCUUUCUGCUCUGGUCCAAAGCUAUUAUUCCCACCUACAGGAUGUUACCAAAAAACUACAGCAGGCUAAAUCAAACACAAACCAGGAGGUGAAUGAGAAGCAGGAGAGCAGCAGUCAGCUGAACAGAGCCCUGCAGAGGGAGCUGGUGAACUGGGGCAAAAAACCUACCUCCGCUGAGUUUCAACAGAGGGUUGAACUUCACAAAAGGAGGGUGUUGGAGCUGUGUGAUCUGGAACAGGAGAUGAUAUAUGAUGGACUUAGGCGGAAGAAAGUAGCCCAAGAUCAAAGCUUGGAAAAAAUCAAAAAACAGCUACUGGAGGCAGAAGAAAGCUUCAUCAAUGAGCUGGCAGAUUUGGCCCGGGUCUCUCUCCAUAGUCCAGAACCAGAACCUAGUGGUGAAGAGGACAACUCCGGUGAUCAGAGUACCACAAUACUAGACCUGCUAGCCCUGAACCCAGCAUUAGAUCCAGCCUUGAAUCCUUCACUGACUCCAACUAUUGUAACUCCAGUGGCGAAAUCAAAAGCUAAGAAGAAAAUGUAGCACAAGCCCCACCUCAGCUGAAAUCUUAACACAGUGAUGUGCCUGUAAUGUCCUGUAAAGAUCUUCUCCUAAUUUUAUAGUUAAAAAACCACUAAUCUGCUGAGAGCAAUUUUGUUUUUAUGAAGGUCCCUCUCUUUAAAACACUCUUUCUAAAAGUGUUUUGCUUGAAGUAGGUUUCUAAACUUUUGCAAUUAUGACAAAAGCAAUCUGUUUUUCCAAUCAGUCUUCAUUAUUGUAAAUGCCAUGUACCAUCAAAUAAUGAAACUAUUAA
Messenger RNA from Toxotes jaculatrix (banded archerfish), 3470 nucleotides. RefSeq names its product ellis-van Creveld syndrome protein (gene evc). Gene Ontology annotation, biological process: smoothened signaling pathway. Lineage: Eukaryota; Metazoa; Chordata; Actinopteri; Toxotidae. Bases 314 to 3199 code for a protein of 961 amino acids. The transcript has 20 exons. The record is from RefSeq and is a predicted model, not a curated record.